AUGCACCUCUUCUUUUUCUUUCCUAUGAUUUCGACUAGCAUAACGAGCCCAACGCUCAAGACUCAAAAUCACUCAUGUUUGUCACCUUGUCCCUCUUGGGAUUCCGCGAUAACAAUUGCAUCGUCACCCAGCAGCCUGAGCAGCUGCGACGGCAUCGAUGACGAUGAAUGCAAUUUCUUCAGCGACUCUGACGAGCUCCCCUCGAAAUCUACUGAUGAGAAGCUCGACAUCGGCUCGGGCUUUUCAACUCCCUCCACCGUGCAGCCGGUAGCUGCUGGGCAGGAGGAACCCGAGAGAACUCCCGUACCCACGCCCUUGGACGCUGACCGUCUUCAUUCUCUCUUUUCUGAGUAUGAAAAGCUUGUCAAUGGGCAGGAGGUACCGCGUGAACGCGAGGGCUCACCAGAUGAGAGUACGAAUCUGUCCAUGCCGAAGUAUCUUGCCCAGCUUACAACCGAUUUCUGGAACGCGCUCUUGCUUCUCUUGUGGACUACUGCCCGACAGGAGGACCACGAGAGUGACACGAGUUAUGGCCAACCUUCUGUAAAUGAGCGGCUCAACACCAUCCGGCCCGCCAUGACGACUCGCAAUCUACUCUCCGGUCCCGUCACUCUAUCUGCCGCAACAGCGAAAAGCAGAAAUGUUCUUCACGCUCUGGAAUACCCGCAGCAGAAGGAAAAUUUCUACAAGCGCAUGGAGACCUAUCGUCCUCUUCUGGCUGAUCUCGUAGCACAUCACCUUGGCACCAAACCAACGGACGUUACUAUUUCUUCGCAAGAUUACUGGCGCCAUGGAUCAUUCAAUCUUUGUAUACCUGUCCAUAUCGACCCCUCUGCGAAGUCAGCACCCCCACAGUUCGUGUUGCUCCGCUUUCCGUUGCCGUACCGCGUUGGAGAAGUAGUACGGCCCGGCAACUCGGAUGAGAAGGUCAAUUGUGAGGCUGCAACAUACGCUUGGCUCCAAGAGAACUGCCCUGCAGUUCCUAUACCCCAGCUUUACGGCUUUGGGCUGUCUACUAACCAAAGAUUUACGAAUCUUGACUUCCUUCCGUGGUGGUCGCGCUGGUUCCAGCAAGCUCGCCGCUAUUUUCUAGCUACUUUUGGCUUCCCGCAGCCUUCACGAUACGUGUGCCAUCCCUCUAGCCGCUUUGCCGACCUCGAUAUCGGUUACCUGCUUAUCCAAACCAUUACUUCCGGAGAGAUGCUUUCAGAAUCCUGGGAUGAGAAGCGUGACGAUGUCCGUCUCCAAGAUAAUCUACAGCGAAGUCUCGCUAGGAUGAUGCUCUCGCUUGCAAGCGUUCCCCUGGCGCGUAUCGGAGCAUUCCGACUGGACAACAACGGGUAUUUGCAUUUAGAUAAUCGUCCUCUGAAUGUUAUGUUUACUAUGCAUGAGAACGAAGGCAUCCCCCUUAAUAUUUCCAGACACACAACCUUCUCUAGCGUCGAUGACUUCAUCCUUCAGCAUUUGGCGGCUUUUGACAACCGGCUACUCUACCAGCAAAACGCCAUAACUAGCCGUGACGAUGCGUUAUACCAGAUGACCAGUCUAGCUGCCGCAAGAGCUAUAUUCCCGCAAAUGUUCCGGAGAGACUUUUUUUACGGCCCUUUCGUGUUUACUUUAACCGAUAUACAUCGAAGUAACAUCUUCGUUGAUGAGGACUGGAAUACGGUAAAGGAUCCAGUAGCCUUCACGGAGAUAUUCUACGAUCGUAUAUUACCCAGCUACUUCUCCUACUCUCCGGAAGAACUAAGCAAGGCCGAUUAUAGAUUCUUUGCCCGUCUGUGGCGCCCUAACAUCUGUGACAUCAUUGACAAGAAACUGCAAGACCGAGACACGUAUUUGGAGAGACUUAAUGCAGUUUUCACCGACUUUACAUGA
This is a messenger RNA of Metarhizium acridum CQMa 102, 1878 nucleotides long. NCBI's taxonomy places the organism in Eukaryota, Fungi, Ascomycota, Sordariomycetes, Hypocreales, Clavicipitaceae. The record is from RefSeq and is a predicted model, not a curated record.